UACCAAUGUAUUUAGGAACGCAUUCCAAGGGUUCAUUUUUCUAUCCUUGUCGCUAUCGAGCUCGGCGCCGUCACGUCGGUGCGAUUUCACAUAAACAUCUCUCCGUGGCCGACUCGACGGAGCUUCAGGCGCAAGUAUAUUUUCGAAGCCAGGCUCACCGACGGGAACGAGCUCAGUGAAGACGGAAUAACACGAACAAUGGCUGCGGCAGGAAGUACGAACGCCGGUACAAUUUUGCAGAAACUCGGCCUCAAGCCGAUCACGAAAUGUAGCCUUGUCAGAUUUUAUGUCCCGGCUUUCGGUGUCGCUUCGUACACCGCGUUGUCCGUCAAUGUGAUGUACCCGAGUCUUGUCGUCAGACUAUUUCCAAAGAAAGAUGUCACAAACUUUUUAUUGGGCGGUGCUCUCGUUGGCACUGGCUUGCAUAUAUAUAAUCGAGAACAUAUGAAAAAUGCUCCUCAAUGUAUGAAAAUUGUAUAUAGUGCUGCUGGUGCUGUAUUACUAAGCUUUGGAUCAGUUCUGGUAUGGGCUGUAUUGCGAUCUAUUGUACCGCCGAAUCCUGCUUUGUGUAUAACAGCCGGUAUUGGUUCUGGUCUUGCAUUCAUUAAGGUUGGUUCUAGCUAUCUAGCUUUUGUUGACGAGCAAAUUCAGAAGAAGUAGAUCAAUAGACAUUUUGUAAUCAAUGCAACAUCAAUACGUAUUAAAUGCAUCCAAACGAAAAUUUGCAAUAAUAUAUGCAAUAGUGGAUUGAACCAAGAAUAUUAGAACAGAAAGCAACUAUUGAGUAAAGUGUUUUUAAAUGUCUACAAAUUUGUACAUUUUGUAUGGUCUUUGCUAUAUGAAUGGCCAAUUAUUAUGAGCCAGAUUAUGUUAAAUAUAAUUAUGAAUUAUUUCCUUUUUGUCCUCAUUGAUCAUUUGUGAGACUUGAAAAGUAUUCUGAGGACGCAUAGAACAAAGAUUGAAAUAUUGUUAUUUUUUCGUGAAACGUAUGAACAAUGAAAAGUGAUUUCUUAAAACACAAAAUAUACCUCACGAUAUAACAUUAGUUACCACAAACAUGUACGAAGUUCCAACUUAUUCCAAAAAUAUGGGAGAAGAGUAAGUUGAAUUCUUAAUUUAAUGUGACAUUAUGAAAUGAAUGCAUUUUUUGGGGCAUGCUACAUGCCCUUCCAACAUUUAUUUAGCAUUAGUAAUAGUAUUGAAGAUGUAUAAGUUUCUUCUGCAACCUUAAUAAAUGUACCAGAAGGAAAGAAAUUGAAACUUGAUGUAACAUACAAUUGUAGUUCUUAUUUGUGUCAGAUUAAUUUAUUGUUUAAUAAUCAGCACAUUUGAUUUGUAAGAACUCGUUUUAAUAGAAUCAAUGUUGUGAUUUUACAAAUGCACACGAGUGCACUAUAACUGGAUAAGAUUGUAUCACAUGUACAAUAAACUCUAUUAUUAAAUUGAA
Nomia melanderi (Alkali bee) is the source of this 1447-nucleotide messenger RNA. RefSeq lists its product as uncharacterized. The record is from RefSeq and is a predicted model, not a curated record. NCBI's taxonomy places the organism in Eukaryota, Metazoa, Arthropoda, Insecta, Hymenoptera, Halictidae.